AUGGAAGUCGCUGGUAGGAAGUUGGAAACAGAAGAAGGAACUUUAAGCGAUGUGUUUUGUGAACCAUGUCAGGUAGAAAAUAAGAAAACUGAAGCAAAUGGAGCAUGUCGGGAAUGUAAAGAGUACAUGUGUACCACAUGCUUCCGGCAUCACCUUAAAGCUAAACAUUGUAGAAAUCAUGUGUUACUUUCAUCAGUCGCUUCAAUGUCGCUGGAAAGCAGUACAGAAGACGCGGAAAAAUGCGAGAAACACGAUAAUGAACCCAUAAAAUUCUACUGUCGUACACAUGAAAUCGUAGGCUGUGGCGACUGUAUAGUGCUAGGACAUGCAAAUUGUAAGCCAGAAUAUAUCAAAGACCUAGCGAAAACGUUCAAAAAUGGAGACGAAUUCAAAAACGUAAUGGAGAAACUAAAAAUAUUUGAAACGCAUGAGAAGGAAAGUGGGGAGACAAUUAAAAAGAAUAAGGACGAAGCUCUAUCAAUGUAUGACAGAGCUUUGAAGGAAAUUCGGCAAUUCAGAUCAGAUAUAAAUAUCUAUCUGGACAAAGCAGAAGCAAAUAUCUUAUCUGAGGUAGAAAAGCUAGCUACGGAAAAUACAAAAAUGCAGAGAAAGCUCGAGCAAGACGUAAAGGUGUUGACAUCAGAAAUCGAGGAAGUAAAACAAAAGCUUAACACGCAGCUGUAUCAUGGGAAUUCAUUGUUUAUCAAUGCAAUUAGGUGCAAGUCUAAAUUCGAUGACAUUGAAAAGAUGCAUGCGAAAAUAAAGCAAGAACAUAGCGUGAAAAGGUUUCAGUUUAAUCGUGACGAGAAUAUCUCUGGAAUAUUACAAGCUGCACAACAAUUGGGGAAACUGAGGGUUGAUUCCGGUCUCGAUGGAAAACCGAAAUCAAAGGACUUUGUGACAGGUGUACGUGUACGUCGAGGUCCUGAUUGGAAAAGUAGAAUAUAUGGAAAUCAGGUUAGAUAUUUGUAA
Mercenaria mercenaria is the source of this 972-nucleotide messenger RNA. RefSeq names its product transcription intermediary factor 1-alpha-like. The transcript is spliced from 2 exons. The coding region runs from base 1 to 972 and encodes 323 amino acids. Gene Ontology annotation, cellular component: nucleoplasm; chromatin. Lineage: Eukaryota; Metazoa; Mollusca; Bivalvia; Venerida; Veneridae. The record is from RefSeq and is a predicted model, not a curated record. Gene Ontology annotation, biological process: positive regulation of DNA-templated transcription. Gene Ontology annotation, molecular function: zinc ion binding; ubiquitin-protein transferase activity.